CACCAGCGCUGCACGGCUCCCUCCAUGCCUCCGCCCUGUUUCCUUCAUCAGACAGGACUAGCCUCCUCCAUCUCUGUCCGGCAAAAGCCUGCCCAGCGUUCAAGACCCUCCUCAGAUGCCGCCUCCACCAUUAGGUUUCUCCUGACCCCUGAGCCUGUAACACGUGCCACCGUAACUCUCCACCUCAGCCCACAUUCCCACAGCACUAGCGACGUCCGCGGCCCUCGACAUGGCGCUUCAUUCUAUUUUGGGGUAUUUCCUGCUUGCUUCCUGCGCACACAGUCACUCGAGGCACAGCCCCGAGUGACCUGCGCACGAGUGGCCUGCGCUUCCAGCCGCGCUGCCGCAGGCCAGCGAGGGCAGCCGGAGCCGCUUCCCGCCCCCGCAGGGACCAUGGCCAGCCGGCAGCCCUAGCGAGAGGCGGUUCCACAGCGCGCCCGGAAGCCCCGCCCCGCCCCGCCAGCACCAGCGCCUCAGGCGGGCUUUCCUCCCCUCCGGGAGGCGCGAAUCCUCAGGGGCUCCUCGAGAGAGCGCCAGGGAGCAGCUGCGCGCGGACACCUUUCGGCCCUCUGCGGCCGCCGUAGCUCCCCGGCAGAAACCCGGAAGUGGAACUUUUAGCCAUUGAGCGUUUCUGUGAAGACGGAGGCGGGUUCUGGAGAGACGUACGCUGUCAGGGAGUGUUUACUUCGCCUCCACUUCUGUUCCUCCCCGCCCUGAUGCUGCUCCGGGUCACAUACUCGUCCUGAGCCGGCUUCAGCCUCUCCGCGCAGAAGUCUCCAGGAGCCAUGGCCGAGUACUCCUAUGUAAAGUCUACCAAGCUCGUGCUCAAGGGAACCAAGGCGAAGAGUAAGAAGAAAAAGAGCAAAGAUAAGAAGAGAAAAAGAGAAGAAGAUGAAGAAACCCAGCUUGAUAUUGUUGGAAUCUGGUGGACAGUAACAAACUUUGGUGAAAUUUCGGGAACCAUAGCCAUUGAAAUGGAUAAGGGAACCUAUAUACAUGCACUCGACAACGGUCUUUUUACCCUGGGAGCUCCACACAAAGAAGUUGAUGAGGGCCCUAGUCCUCCAGAGCAGUUUACGGCUGUCAAAUUGUCUGAUUCCAGAAUUGCCCUGAAAUCUGGCUAUGGAAAAUACCUUGGUAUAAAUUCAGAUGGACUUGUUGUUGGGCGUUCAGAUGCAAUUGGACCAAGAGAACAAUGGGAACCAGUCUUUCAAAAUGGGAAAAUGGCUUUAUUGGCCUCAAAUAGCUGCUUUAUUAGAUGCAAUGAAGCAGGAGACAUAGAAGCAAAAAGUAAAACAGCAGGAGAAGAAGAAAUGAUCAAGAUUAGAUCCUGUGCUGAAAGAGAAACCAAGAAAAAAGAUGACAUUCCAGAAGAAGACAAAGGAAACGUAAAACAAUGUGAAAUAAAUUAUGUAAAGAAAUUUCAGAGCUUCCAAGACCACAAACUUAAAAUAAGUAAAGAGGACAGUAAAAUUCUUAAAAAGGCUCGGAAAGAUGGAUUUUUGCAUGAGAUGCUUCUGGACAGGAGAGCCAAAUUGAAAGCCGACAGAUACUGCAAGUGACUGGGAUUUUUGUUUCUGCCUUAUCUUUUUGUGUUUUUUUUUCUGAAUAAAAUACUCAGAGGAAAUGCUUUUACAGA
Molecule: messenger RNA, 1639 nt
Organism: Symphalangus syndactylus (siamang)
Lineage: Eukaryota; Metazoa; Chordata; Mammalia; Primates; Hylobatidae
Gene: FRG1
Product: FSHD region gene 1
Cellular component (GO): catalytic step 2 spliceosome; nucleolus; striated muscle dense body
Molecular function (GO): actin filament binding
Source: RefSeq, a predicted model, not a curated record